AUGCGCUGUGAGGAGUUCAUCGUCGGCGAGCAGCAGAGCGGCCGAACUGCCUCAAUCGUCAUCCCCAUCCUGCUGUUGCUGCUCCUGCUCGCCGUGGUGGCCUUUGCCUGGUACAAGUGGAGGAUUAAAGGUGCCAAGGGCUUCCAGCACCAGCGGAUGACAAAUGGGGCCAUGAAUGUGGAGAUUGGGAACCCAACCUACAAAAUGUACGAAGGGGAACCUGACGACGAUGUGGGGGAGCUGCUGGAUGCCGACUUCGCCUUGGACCCUGACAAGGUGGGCAUCGCCCGCCGCAAACCCCCCCUGAAAUCCUCCCGUUCCAAAAAGAUCUUCGGUUGGGGCGACUUCUACGUCAGCAUCCAAACCCUCAAAUUCAGCCUACUGUUGACGGGUAAAAUCGUGGACCACGUCAACGGUACCUUCAGUGUCUACUUUCGUCACAACUCCUCUAGUCUCGGCAACGUGUCGGUCAGCAUCGUCCCCCCCAGCAGGGCGGUGGGUUUCGAGGUGCUGCUGCCGGCCCAACUCCCUCCUCCACCUUUACGCCCAGUUCCGGCUCAGCAAAGCACCCUUCCCGAGGGGAGAUCCAAAGCUCUCAACUGCCACGUGGAAUACGAGAAAACGGACCGUGCGAGGCGGAACCGUCCCUGCCUGUACGACCCCAGCAAGGUUUGCUUCACCGAGCACACGCAGAGCCGAGCCGCGUGGCUGUGCGCCAAGCCCUUCAAGGUCAUCUGCAUCUUCGUCUCCUUCCUCAGCAUCGACUACAAGCUGGUGCAGAAGGUCUGCCCCGACUACAACUUCCAGCACGAGCAUCCCUACUUUGGCUGAAAUGGGGA
This is a messenger RNA of Meleagris gallopavo (turkey), 839 nucleotides long. The record is from RefSeq and is a predicted model, not a curated record. Lineage: Eukaryota; Metazoa; Chordata; Aves; Galliformes; Phasianidae.